GAAAUUCACUGUCUUGCUUUCCAAGCCGGCAACUCAAGCCUCCGGGUUAAUAUUCCGAUCGCACGGUCAUUCAUCGGGGUGAUUGUCGUUGUGUCGGUCAAUUUCUUUACUAUCGCUAGCCUUGUCAUCCUUACUGUGACGAGCCGGACACCCUAAUAUCGAAGGUCUAAAAAACCGCAAUAACAAAGUACCGUCGCUAACAUCGCCGCCACAAGCCGGACUAGGACUCACAAUGCCCGUGCCGCGGCGCAGACAGGCCUUAGCGUACGUCAUAGUGCCGACCGGCGAAGCAGGGGCCCAGCGAACUCUCUCAUACUCGACCAAAGUCCUGUCAACGCCGGCGGGAAAAGACCUCACGAGAGACGCGGUACAACUAGUUAUACAGCAACCUUGCGCGAAGUAGCAUCUCACCUAGCGAUUCAAAUCCGCCCCGGGCGGCCAUGAGUUCUUUGAGAUGACUGCGUUGCAUCCUCCAGAUAAUCAGGCAGUUCCCCAAAACAUGAGAUAAAAUCACCUUGAAGUCAUUGUUUGAGAAAGCACGUCGACAGUUGGCCCCGAUCCCUUUUGCGAUCCAGGGAGCGCUUAUCCAUCAGAUAAGAUGAGACCCCGACCAUCGCCGCUCAGCCGGCGUAAGCUUGAACAUGGAGCGUGGCCAACCACGCGUCACGCCACGACUGCAAGAAACGGCCGCUGACUGUGCCACACACAGCGACUUUGGAAUAGCGCGCCGGUCCACAUGCGAGGCCAUUAUGACUACUGCAUAUGCUACCCCCGUUCGGGAUGGGGUUGACACAUGGCGAAGCACGUACGUAGAGUUAUACUAUGGAGAUUGACGGAACGGUUAAGGCGUCUCGCGGCGAUCGACAACGGCAGACAAAUUGGCAUAGGUAUAAAAAGGGUGUUGAGUCGCACUAUGGUUCUACCAGGUCAUCGCUAGACACCUUUUGCUUUGCAUCCUUGAUAGCCAUUGCGUAGUAGCUCGCCGGGUACCUCAUCAUGUUGUUCUCCAAGGGCGCCUUGUUGGUGCCCCUUCUCGCACGACUCUCUCUUGCCGAACUAGCCGCGGAUAAAUCGACACCAAACCAUCAUGACAAUGACGCGUUCGACUACAUUGUCGUUGGUUCCGGACCUGGCGGCGGCCCCUUAGCGGUGAACCUCGCGCAUGCGGGCUACUCUGUGCUUCUCCUGGAGGCUGGCCAAAACCAUACCGACAAGGAGAGCCAGCAGAUUCCUGCGUUUUUUGGAGAAGCACAGUUCGACGCAGAGCAGGGUUGGUGGUUUUACGUCAAACACUUCGACGACGAGGCGGAGUCCGCAAAGGACAGUAAGCUUGUAUGGACGCAGCCUAACGGCGAGUACUGGGUCGGCUUCGACCCCCCAAAGGGCUCGAAGCAGCUCGGCUUCUGGUACCCGAGAGCCGGGACCCUGGGCGGAUGCGACACACACAAUGGCGGCGUGACGGUGUAUCCGUCUGAGUGGGAUUGGGACAACAUCGCCAAUAUCACUGGUGAUGAGACUUGGGGCCACGACCACAUGCGGUCCUACUUCGAGAAGCUCGAGAGGAACACCUUCCUUCCGAAGGGCGCGCCCGGCCAUGGCUUUGAUGGAUAUCAACCUGUUGGCGUUGGCGACAAGGCACUGUUUGAGAAGGACCCGCAGAUAGUUGCUGUCGCUCAAGGUUCCGUGGCCGCCCUCGGCUUCAAGGAGAGAAGCGAAAGCCACGACUGGGACGUCAUUCUCAAGAAGGACUCCAACGGAAAGAUCCCAGAUCGGGAUCUGCAAAACGACGCAUACCAGCUCUCGUUCAAGAGAGAUGAGAACAAGAAGAGAUACAGCGCGGCCAACCGCGUCAAUGACGGCAUCGCCAUGGGGCUACCCUUGACUGUCCGCUUUAAUAGUCUCGUCACGCGGGUCUUGGUCGAUGGUGACCGCAAGGCGACAGGUGUCGAGUUCCUCGAGGGCACUAUGCUGUACAAAGCCGACCCGCGCGUCCAAAAGAGCGGCGCCAACAAUACGGGGACGCGGCGAACAGUUACAGCCAAGCGCGAGGUGAUUAUUGCUGGUGGCACGUUCAACACGCCACAAAUCUUGAUGCUGAGCGGUAUCGGCCCUGCUGAGCACCUCAAGACUUUCGAUAUUCCCGUCGUGGCCGAUCUGCCUGGAGUGGGCGGCAAUCUUCAGGACCACUACGAGGUUCCCGUCAUCCACGGGUUCCCCAAUAACUUUACGCUGUUUGACGGCUGCAUCGUGGACAAGGGCAAGGUCUCUCCAUGCUAUGAGCAGUGGCGCACCAACGGCACUGGUCCGUGGACGACGCUUGGCUUUCCCCAGAUCCUGCAGUGGACGACGAGCGUCGCGCCGCGUGGCGAGCGCGACAUCAUCAUGUACAGCUACCCGGACGCCAUCCGAGGACACCUCCCGCCUUACACCGACUUCACCAAGUUCAGGGAUGGCGCAAACAAGUACACCUUCACCAUCGCCGAGUCACAUUCGCGGAACCGCGCGGGCACUGUGCGGCUGACGUCUUCUGACCCACGAGACAUGCCCGAGAUCGAUUUCAAGUACUUUGUUGACGGGGCCGACGAGGACAUCCAGGGCCUGGUCGACGCCAUCAAGUUUGCCCGCAAGAUCUUCGACUCGGUGCCCGGCCUAAAGGGGACGGCUGCGGAAGAGUGGUUCCCUGGACGAAACGUGAGCUCCGUGGAGGAGCUUCGCAACUUUGUCAAGUACGAGGCGUACGGACACCAUCCCACCGGCACGGCGGCGAUAGGCGGCGAGGGCAACGCCAUGGCCGUGCUGGACUCACGCUUCCGGGUCCGGGGCAUCCAGGGCCUCCGCGUUGUGGAUGCGUCUAUUUUCCCCGAUGUGCCGGGAACGUUCCCGCUGAUUGCGAUUUUCAUGAUUAGCGAGAAGGCGAGUGACGUGAUUCUGCAAGACGCCAAGGACACGAGAGACUGAAAAUCGAGGUGGAGCGUCAUGCACAAAAGUUAGUAGUACGCAAUAUUACUACCGCAAGCGGGGGAGGACGGGUAUGAGUACUUUAUACGAAGUAACGUUAGUAGCCAUCUCAGCCUACAUACCAGACAGUGUGAAGUUUGAAGCCAAAAGGGGGGGGGGGACCGUAUUUUGAAAUACAAGGUACGAAGUACAGUACGGAGUACUACUUGGUACUAUGCACAGGUGGUGUCAGCUCAUGCGGGG
Messenger RNA from Purpureocillium takamizusanense, 3201 nucleotides. RefSeq names its product Choline dehydrogenase. The record is from RefSeq and is a predicted model, not a curated record. The coding region runs from base 997 to 2958 and encodes 653 amino acids. The transcript has a single exon. Lineage: Eukaryota; Fungi; Ascomycota; Sordariomycetes; Hypocreales; Ophiocordycipitaceae. Gene Ontology annotation, molecular function: oxidoreductase activity, acting on CH-OH group of donors; flavin adenine dinucleotide binding.